AUGUUACUAGUGAAAUAUUCCGUAUCCCGAAAAUUGUGCAGUGUCUUGCUGUUUCUCAUACUGCUUCUGCCGUCCUAUGACGCUGGUUAUCCGAUCGGAAGUCACUUUAUCCGCCGGCGGGCUAAACGCCUAUCAAGUCCCUAUUUCGACGAGCAGAAAACCCUGAUACUGGCAAAAUAUGUGGUCUCAAUUCGAUCUCGAACGCCUCGAAAAUUCUUUGGGGACAAUCACUUUUGCGGUGGUGUCAUCAUUUCGAGAACCUACAUCAUGACCUCCGCCCACUGCGCCAUGGACAAACGAAAGAUCAUACAUCGCAGUCGGGUCUUGCUCAUUGUGGCUGGAACCGUAAAUCGUUUGAAAUACCGGUCGGGUCUUACGGUGCACAUUCCAGUGAAGAAGAUCUUCGUACCCGAGGAAUUCACAGUCCACAACACGAACAACCUUGCGCUGAUGAUGCUGGCCAAGAAACUGCCCUUGGACAAUCCGCGUGUGGGUGUGAUCAAUCUGCCCACGGCUGACCCGGAACCGGGUGUCAAUUACACGGUUCUGGGCUGGGGACGGGUCUUUAAAGGCGGUCCCAUGGCCUCCAACAUCCUGCACAUUGACGUGGAGCUGUUGCCCCGGGAGAUCUGUGAGAAGAAGCUUCACACCUUCAAGCAGGAGAUGAUGUGUGCCGGAAACCUCAACAACAGCCUGGACGAGAACCCGUGUGCCGGUGACACCGGAAGUCCCCUGAUCCUGAACAACACUGUCUUUGGGGUGGUGACCUAUCGGAUAGGGUGUGGAUCCAGAAGCCUACCCUCGGUGUACACCAACGUCUUCGUCCAUUUGAACUGGAUCAAGGAGAUUAUGGCCAAGAAUCAAGGAAAUCGCAUGGAAUACACACUCCAUUUUCUAAUAACCACCAUUGGCAUACUCGUGGUAAAUAAAAUUCUGAAAAGUUGUGGACUUUAUUAG
Messenger RNA from Drosophila takahashii, 957 nucleotides. Its product is annotated as trypsin-2. Gene Ontology annotation, molecular function: serine-type endopeptidase activity. Gene Ontology annotation, biological process: proteolysis. The record is from RefSeq and is a predicted model, not a curated record. Lineage: Eukaryota; Metazoa; Arthropoda; Insecta; Diptera; Drosophilidae.